Cataglyphis hispanica is the source of this 2030-nucleotide messenger RNA. RefSeq names its product protein obstructor-E-like. The record is from RefSeq and is a predicted model, not a curated record. The coding region runs from base 151 to 924 and encodes 257 amino acids. Gene Ontology annotation, cellular component: extracellular region. NCBI's taxonomy places the organism in Eukaryota, Metazoa, Arthropoda, Insecta, Hymenoptera, Formicidae. Gene Ontology annotation, molecular function: chitin binding. The transcript is spliced from 3 exons.
UCCCAGUGAGCAGUCUCGACACGAAAACUCAUCAGCCGAGCUUCCUCGGCUCUCACACACCGAGGACUAGAGAGUAUAUUCUCUCCAGGCAUAUAUACCGGGGAUAUUUCACCGACUAGGACACAUUUCAAGUUAAAUCGUUUUAUCAGAAUGUCACAGCACGCCUUCUCGCUCGUCCUAGUGUUCCUGGCUGCACAGGGCUCGCUGGGUCAGAAGCAACAGCAGGAGGAUCCAUGCCAGACCAAGUCGCGCGUAGUGGGCGACAUCGAGUAUUGCGAUCGUUAUUGGGAAUGCGUGAGCGGUCGGCCAGAAUUAUUCGAUUGUCCGAACGGUCUCGUGUUCGCCGGCAAGCAUCGCGGCGUCACCGAGGGCUGCGAUUAUCCGUGGCGGGCGAACUACUGUGACGGCAAACGCCAGGCUAAUCCGCCGAUUCCAACCGAGCACUGCGACUGGCUGUACGGUAUCUUCGGCCACGAGACUUCCUGCACCAGGUACUGGACCUGCUGGAACGGAACCGCCACCGAACAGCUCUGCAUAGGCGGUCUGCUUUACAACGAGAGAGCCAGAUCCUGCGACUGGCCCGAAAACGUCGAGGGAUGUCAGAAGCAUCCUCUUUGCAACGACGACGCCAACGGCAACGUGCCUCUCGGCAAGUCGUGCAACCGCUACUGGCAGUGCCAGGGUGGUUACCCGCGGCUACAGCGCUGUCCAGCCAUGCUGGUGUUCGACAAGCGGUCGCUGAGGUGCGUGGUGCCGCCGACGGAGGACUGCGACGUUCCUACGACGCCGCCGCCCACCGAGGCCGAAUUGUCCGAGGGUCGCAACGAGCAGCAGGAACCUGAGGAGGAGAAUCUGCCGCCCGGUGUGCCGCCUCUGCCGGCAGGCGCGUUGCCGAUUCAACUGCGCCCUCGUCACCGAAAUUAAAACGGGCAUCCGAAACUGUUCGGGUUACGUGCAACCAUCAGGAAGAACGAAGGAAACCAGGAGAUGCGAUGAGCGAGAUCCCGGAGAUCGAGCUCGUCGAUCGAUCAGCAGAGAGAAUUCGAGUUCUCUCGUGAUUUCGAGAGUCUCUCCAGAUCUUUCCCUUUCUUCUGUAAUUCUAUUAUUUUUGAAUCUAUUAGUAGGAUCGAUUUCGAGAUUUUUUGAGACCUACAGAUUUAAAAUUAUUCUCGAUAUUGGAGAAAUUACCCUCUUACAAUCAAUCUUGAAAUUACCCUCGAUAUUAGAGAAGGCAAUGUUCCGCGAUUCCUUGACAAUGUUUAGUUUCCUUUUGUAGUAAUCAAAAAUUUUAGUUUUUUAUUUGAUCUUUGAUACAGAGAUUUAAUUUUUAAUUAUGAAAUGUAAAUUUGAGUAAAAAUUUAAGCGUAAAGAUUCUUAUAAUUAUGUGUUUUAAUUCUUUUCAGGAUUCUCUCUUUUUAUAAAAAAAAAAUCAAGACCUUUAUUAUUUUAAUUAAUUUAUUAUUGAGCAUGUAUUUGAUGAAUUAAUUUAAUUAUUAAUUUGAGAUAAAUGAAAUAACUUUAAAAAACUCUUGACAAACCAAAUAAAAUUUUCCAGCCGUUUAAUUGUGAAAGUUAUCUCUCUUUCUUUUUCUAUAAAAAAAAUAUGUAAGUUAAUUCAGAAGAAGAAAUCAAUCAAAAUAUAAAAUAAAAAUUGAUCUUAAAAGACAUAUAUAAAUGAGAGAAUACAAAAUAUACAUAAAUACAGGAAACAUAAUUAAACUCAAUAAACAAUCAUCAUGAAAUAUCUCCAAAGAUUGACCCGUCGAUAUCGAUCGAUCCGCCCAUGUCUUUGACCGAUCAAGCUCUUCUAAGGAGAGAUCCGUAUUAUUAAUUAAUAACAACAUUAAUUAUGAAUAUCUCGUUUUUCCGCCCCAGGAUCCGUUCAUCAUUUGCAUUCUAUCACAUUGGUCGAGAUGUAAAUAUCUUUCCCUCACUUUGUCCUCCCUCUUUUCACUUUCGCGUAAUCGUUUAAGACUUGUAUCAUUUAUAUGUAGAUUGAUUGGAAUAAAUUGUACGUUGUAUAUUUUUUA